GGAGAUUCGACCUUGUCUUCGAGUUUGUGGUUGUUUGGAGUCUCUUUUGUUCGUUUUGGCAACUCGUUUUCAGUAAGGUAGAGGAGUUGGUUGUCCUGUGGACGAGAUGCAGUGCGUUUCGAGAGCAUGGCGCCAGGCUUCAAGCCCAUCUCUAUCACCUCGAAUAUUCCUCGGCCAACAACAGUCUCCAAGACAGGCCCCGCGAUGGAUGUCCCGAGUCCAGAUACGCAAGCUACACCAACGUCGGAGGGCGACCACCUCAUCGCUAAAGGCCAUCAAUAACACAUUCGAAGUGGUUGACCAUCAAUACGAUGCUGUGGUAGUCGGUGCAGGAGGUGCGGGACUUCGAGCCGCCGUAGGCCUCGUUGAGAGCGGGCUUGACACGGCUGUGGUGACCAAAUUGUUCCCAACGCGGUCUCACACAGUGGCCGCCCAAGGGGGAAUAAAUGCUGCUCUGGCAAACAUGCACGAGGAUGACUGGAGAUGGCACAUGUACGACACGGUCAAAGGGUCAGAUUGGCUGGGUGACCAAGAUGCGAUCCAUUACAUGUGCCGCGAGGCCCCAAGAGCCGUAAGAGAACUCGAAGAAUACGGAAUGCCAUUCAGUCGCACCGAGCAAGGCACGAUUUAUCAACGACCCCUGGGGGGACAGAGCCUGAAUUUCGGCACCGGAGGACAGGCGCAUCGAACCGCGUGUGUGGCUGAUCGAACCGGCCAUUCUAUGCUGCACACACUGUAUGGCCAGGCCCUCAAGCACAACUGCCAGUUUCACAUAGAGUGGUUUGCGCUGGACCUAAUGAUGGACGGCAAGGACUGCAUCGGGCUGACGGCGCUGGAUAUGGAAACGGGCACCUUUCAUCGCGUCUUUGCCAGGAACACGAUUCUCGCCACGGGUGGCUAUGGCCGCUGUUAUUUCAGUGCAACUUCAGCACACACCUCGACCGGAGAUGGCUUAGCAAUGGCUGCAAGAGCAGGCCUCCCCCUCCAGGACAUGGAAUUUGUCCAAUUUCACCCUAGCGGCAUUUACGGCGCUGGCGUCCUGAUUUCAGAGGGCGCCAGAGGCGAAGGAGGUUAUCUGCUAAAUGGCCAAGGAGAGCGUUUCAUGGAACGUUAUGCUCCAACGGCGAAAGAUCUCGCAAGUCGUGAUGUCGUCAGUCGGAGCAUGAACAUGGAGAUCAGAGAGGGCCGUGGGUGUGGUCCAGACAAAGAUCACAUCUUCCUCCAGCUGUCCCACCUACCGAAAGAGAUACUUAUGGAAAGGCUGCCAGGAAUUGCAGAGACUGCUAGUAUCUUCUCGGGUGUGGACAUUACAAAGCAGCCUAUUCCUGUUCUACCAACUGUACACUACUGUAUGGGAGGCAUACCUACGAACUGGAAAGGCCAGGUUUUGGACGUGGAUCCAAGCACCGGAGAAGAGACCGCCGUCAAAGGUCUAUACGCCGCGGGAGAGGUUGCCUGUGUCUCGGUGCAUGGCGCUAACCGCCUGGGAGCAAACAGCUUGUUAGAUAUUGUCGUCUUUGGCCGAGCCGCUGCUGGACAUAUCGCCGAAAACAACGAGAAAGGGAUGCCAGUUUUCAGGAAUGGCGGAAGCGUUUCGCCGGAAACGGGGGUGGAAGGGUUCGUUGACCUGGAACACCUGCGAAACGCAGACGGAAAGAGGUUGACGUCCGAGCUCCGCGCCGAAAUGCAAAAGAACAUGCAGAACGACAUAGCAGUCUUUCGAACGGAAGAGAGUUUGACGACAGGCCUGGGGAACCUGCAACAAGUAGAAAAGGACUUCAAUGCAGACGUCUGCGUGAAGGACAGGAGUCUGAUCUGGAACUCCGAUCUCGUGGAAACAUUGGAGCUGCGCAACCUCCUGACAUGUGCUGCACAAACCGCCAAGAGUGCUCUUCAGAGGAAGGAGUCGCGCGGCUCCCACGCUCGCGAGGAUUUCCCAGAGAGAGAUGAUCAGAAGUUCAUGCGCCAUUCCCUGAGCUGGCAGAAGGAUGUUGGCGAAGAUAUAGCCAUUGGCUACCGAGAUGUGGUCUUUUCCACCCUCGAUGAGCAAGAAUGCCAGACUGUGCCGCCGAAGAAGAGGUCAUAUUGAGAGCAUCAUUGGUUGGGAUCAUAGCCAUGUACAUACACUUGACUAGUAAUAGCCCAAGGAAAAG
Messenger RNA from Cladophialophora immunda, 2153 nucleotides. Its product is annotated as succinate dehydrogenase, flavoprotein subunit. Gene Ontology annotation, biological process: mitochondrial electron transport, succinate to ubiquinone; tricarboxylic acid cycle. The coding region runs from base 107 to 2089 and encodes 660 amino acids. The transcript has 6 exons. Gene Ontology annotation, molecular function: succinate dehydrogenase (quinone) activity; electron transfer activity; flavin adenine dinucleotide binding. Lineage: Eukaryota; Fungi; Ascomycota; Eurotiomycetes; Chaetothyriales; Herpotrichiellaceae. The record is from RefSeq and is a predicted model, not a curated record.